AUGGCUACCACCUUUCAUCACUUCCCGCGUCUCCCCUCUGAGCUCCGCACUCGGAUUUGGAACCUAGCAGCUCGUCCGCGUCUCGUCCACAUCAGCAUAACACCGACGGUUAUGAAGCCAUGGAAGCGUACUGGGGACUAUGACUUUGCUUCGCCAACGUCGCCCCCUGCUCUCAUGCAUGUGUGUCAGGAGUCCCGUCAAUGUGCUCCAUAUCAGAAAGCAUUCUUCACAACCUUGCCUGAUGAAUCCGAAGCCCGGUAUAUCUGGGUCAACUUUGAACAAGACAUGAUCUGCGUGGAGGAUGAUAACUUGGACCGACUUUCGCCACACGACGCUGAGAUUCGGCGGCUUAGGUUCACGAUACCGACUGGGGACCGCGGGGAUUUAGUGUUUGAGGUCUUUGGCCGCUCCAGCAAUGUCAUUCUGGAGAGCUUUACGUCGCUGCGGGAGCUGCAGCUGGCUAUAGCAGAAUCUUUUUUGGCUUGGGGGUCAACGUGGACUGGCCCUGGAUACGGAGAGUGUCCCCGGGAAAAUGUCAGGUUCCUUGACCUCAAUACGGGGCUCUUGUUGACUGGUCCUCAGCUGGAGAUGGCAUAUGAUUGGUCUUGGCAGCAAGGGGGAAGAGUAUUGGAUAUGGACAGCUUUGACGAUGACCACCAUUUUAUGCUUCGCAACUACACUGGUUUAGAUUUAUCUGAGCUUGCAGAUAUAGAUUGA
Trichoderma atroviride IMI 206040 is the source of this 717-nucleotide messenger RNA. RefSeq lists its product as uncharacterized. Lineage: Eukaryota; Fungi; Ascomycota; Sordariomycetes; Hypocreales; Hypocreaceae. The record is from RefSeq and is a predicted model, not a curated record.